UACAGGCCAUAGCAGCAACCACCAAUCCUUUACUUCUCUAAUCCCCAUCUCCAAAUAAUAGACAUCUACCUUAGUAGUCACCUGAGCUUAUUCUACCAAAUUGGUCUCCAGUUCGAGUCUGUAUGAACAUAAAAGACACCUUUAGAAGAGCUGCCUUGUGUAUCCCAAACAGUACUUAAAUCUGACCCAAUACGUGAUCAGCCUUGAGACCACGUAUGCAUCUUCUUCUAUCACAAUAUCAGAAAAAAGUAUGAAAAGAAGCAGGAAAGAUAUGGAGCAGAAGAAUGUUUUGCUGUCAGCAUUGGGUAUUGGGGUUGGUUUUGGAGCAGGGCUUGGAUUCAGUUCAGGGCUUGGAGGGAAUUCUGAUGAAGAAGAAGAGCUCUGGAAUGAGCAAGUUAAGCAAGAACUUAUGAGGCAGGUUAUUGAUGGGAAGGAAUGCAAAGAAACUUUCCAAGACUUUCCUUAUUACUUAAGUGAAAGUAGUCGGCAGCUAUUGAUGAGUGCUGCAUUUGUUCAUCUAAAACAACUUAUCUUCUCUAGACACAUCCGGAACCUUCCACAAACAAGCAGGGCAAUCUUACUUUCUGGUCCAACAGAACUUUACCUGCAAACAAUUGCCAAGGCUUUAGCACAUCAUUUUGAAUCAAAGUUGCUGCUGCUAGAUAUUGCUGACUUCUCUGUCAAGGUGAGGAGAAAAUAUGGAUGUCCAAGAAAAGAAUCCUCUUCUAAAAGGUCCUUAUCUGAGGUGGCUUCCAAGAGAUUGGCCAGUCUGUUUGGUUCCUCUUCGACUAGUGAAGCUGAAGAUCCCCCUAAGAACAAAAGUGACAUGUGCAUGGAUGAAGAAUUCUUCAUGCAGUUGCUUUAUAAGGUCGUGGUUUCUGUCUCAGAAAAAAGUUCCAUUAUAUUAUACAUCAGGGAUGUUAAGAGGAUUUUCCUAGAAUCAGAACAACUGUAUAAGUUGUUUCAAGAAAUUCUAGAGAAACUUUCAGGGCCAAUUUUGAUACUUGGUUCCCAAAUAACUGAUGUUGAAGAUGAAUGGUCAGAAGAUGAGUUGCUGGGAAAUGAGUGGUUACCAUGUUUUGUUCCACCACCAGAAGCUGGUGCAGAAGUUGAUGAAAGGCUCGCUGCAUUAUUCCCUUACAAUAUUCAGAUCAAACCUCCUAAAGAUGAGCAUAAUCUUCAAAACUGGAAAACCCAACUAGAGGGGGACAAGAAAACAAUUCAGUCUCAAGAUAACCAAAACCACAUUGCUAAAGUACUAGCAGAAAUGGAUGUUGAAUGUAAAGACUUGAAUUCAAUCAACCACGAGGAUACAGAAGUACUAAGCAAACAUAUUGAAGAAAUUGCGGUAUCUGCAGUAUCUUACUACUUGAUGAAUACCAAGGAUCCAGAAUAUCAUAAUGGAAAGCUUGUAAUAUCAUCUGAAAGUUUGUGCCACAGUUUGGGUCUAUUCCGCAAAAGCAAUACUGUCAAUGAUACUCAGAAGACAGAGACUGAUGGAAACAAAGAAGUUCCUCCGGACAAUAAUUAUGAAGCAAACAUGAGAUCAGAGCUUAUCCCUGCAAAUCAGAUAGGAGUUACAUUCGCAGAUAUUGGUGCAUUAGAGGAAGUUAAGGAAUCACUCCAAGAGCUAAUCAUGCUUCCACUUCGAAGACCAGAGCUCUUCAAAGGUGGACUUCUUAAGCCUUGUCGAGGUAUUCUACUUUUCGGACCUCCAGGAACCGGCAAAACAAUGCUUGCAAAGGCAAUUGCACAUGAAGCAGGAGCAAGUUUCAUCAAUGUUCCAAUGUCUGCCAUCACAUCAAAGUUCUAUGGAGAAGACGAGAAGAAUGUCCGAGCUAUCUUCACACUGGCUGCAAAGGUUUCUCCAACUAUUAUUUUUAUUGAUGAGGUUGAUAGCUUACUUGGGCAACGAGCAAGAUGCGGAGAGCAUGAGGCUACGAGGAGGAUUAAGAAUGAAUUCAUGACCCAUUGGGAUGGUCUAUUGACAAAACAAGAUGAGAGAAUUCUAGUUCUUGCCGCAACCAACAGGCCAUUUGACCUUGAUGAUGCAAUCAUAAGACGGUUUCAGCGAAGAUUCAUGGUUGGUCUUCCAUCUGUUGAGACUAGGGAGAUUAUCUUGAAAACCAUGCUAGCCAAGGAAAAUACUGAAAAGUUGGACUUCAAAGAGCUUGCAAUCAUGACAGAGGGAUAUACUGGGAGCGACCUCAAGAAUUUGUGCACUGCUGCUGCUUAUCGACCAGUUAAGGAGCUAAUAAAGCAGGAGAGAUUGAAGGAUAUGGAAAAGAAUAAAAAUGAAGCUGAAGGCCAAACUCAGAAGCCGCUUCAAGUGCCAAAGAGGAUACAAAUGAGAAAGAAAAGAAUAAGAAAGAUGCUGAAGGCCAAAGCUCAAAGGCUGAUUCAAGUGCUAAGAAGGACAAAGAAGAUCAAGUAAUUACCUUGAGGCCUAUAAACAUGGAAGACAUGCUUCAGGCUAAGAAUCAGAUUCCCCCAAGUUUUGAUGAUAAUGGAUUAAUAAUGCAAGAACUGCAGCAGUGGAAUAAGCUCUAUGGAGAACGAGUUUUGCUGUAGAAAUACACCUAACUAAAUAUAUUUUAGUCAAUACCCUUGUUUGGCAUCAUCGGAGUAUCUUCUAUUGAGCAAAACGUUGUCAUUUUGAGCCUACACUUGGAGGGCUGUUCCAAGACACUUUAGCCAUUUAGGACUCAUAAUAGGAAAUGUAAAGUUUAAGCUGUCAUCGGGUUGUAUGUUCGUGUGAGUGUUUGGGCAUUUAAUAGCUUGAUCUUGUUAGGAUUUAGAGCAGAAAGCAUAGCAAUAAAAAAAAUUAUUUAUUGUUUUGAUCCCAGGUCCUUGUGGAAGAUUUCUAUAUUGGAUAAGAGAUGGAGACAUCAUUGAUUAUUGAA
Molecule: messenger RNA, 2903 nt
Organism: Neltuma alba
Lineage: Eukaryota; Viridiplantae; Streptophyta; Magnoliopsida; Fabales; Fabaceae
Product: 26S proteasome regulatory subunit 4 homolog
Exons: 15
Coding region: 251-2434 (727 amino acids)
Cellular component (GO): mitochondrial outer membrane
Molecular function (GO): ATP hydrolysis activity; ATP binding
Source: RefSeq, a predicted model, not a curated record